AUGGUUGAAGUACCCAUCCCCACCACAUGCGCAGACGACGAAGUGCUUGUACAAAUCAGUCAUGUCUCACUGAAUUCGGCAAUAGCGUAUCGGCUCAUUGCAUAUUAUGGCGUCCUUGAUCCUGUGGGCGCACUCAUAAGUAGACCUUGUGUGCCCGAAAUAGACUUUAGUGGAAUCGUCUGUGAUUUACGAGGCACAAAGGUAAAAGACUUUAAUACCGGUGAUCGAGUGUUUGGAAUUGGCCCUAUAGGAUUUCGGAAUGUUGGACACGGGGUGCUACGUGAGUAUAUUCUCGCCAAGCACGAUCAUAUGACCAAAGUACCUGAUAAUAUCUCGCUAAAGGAUGCCGCAUGCUUUCCGGCCACAGGUUACACAGCAUAUUGCUUUUUAGUUGAAAAAGCCAAAUUGAAGAAGGGAGACAGGGUGUUCAUCAAUGGUGGAUCGGGAGCCGUGGGUGUAAUGGCAAUUCAACUAGCACGCACAAUUGUCGGAUCCACGGGCCUGGUAGUGGCAACAUGUUCUCCAGCAAAGACCGAUAUUAUUCGAAAUCUGGGCGCAGAUGAGGAGCAUUAUAGUUCACGUCCGUUUGAUGUCAUUCUGGAUACUGUAGGGAAUGAUCACGCACUCUACUCCAACUCGCCCGCUUACUUGACUCCUGCAGGUUUGUUCUGUACUAUUGGCAUGGUUGAAAUUGGCUCCACGGUAUGGUCGGCCACCAAGAGACUCCUACAACUGUUGAGCGCGAUGAUUGUGCCUGUAUAUCUUGGAGGCGUACCUCGCAGACACAUAUUCGAGCCCCUCAACAUAGUUCAUUCGCGAUUCGUUGCUAUGGCACAGUUAGUUGAAGAAGGAGCCUUCAAAGCUGUAAUUGACUCUACGUACAAAUUCACGGAUGCGCUCGAUGCCUAUGAUAGAGUGAUGUCUCGUAAAGUAACGGGGAAAGUGGUUAUUGAGGUCAAUGACCUCGAGUGA
Molecule: messenger RNA, 972 nt
Organism: Didymodactylos carnosus
Lineage: Eukaryota; Metazoa; Rotifera; Eurotatoria; Philodinida; Philodinidae
Source: the annotation of a GenBank genome assembly